Messenger RNA from Ylistrum balloti, 1452 nucleotides. RefSeq lists its product as uncharacterized. The coding region runs from base 1 to 1452 and encodes 483 amino acids. The record is from RefSeq and is a predicted model, not a curated record. Lineage: Eukaryota; Metazoa; Mollusca; Bivalvia; Pectinida; Pectinidae. The transcript has a single exon.
AUGUUUCAUGAUGACAAAUAUCAGCCCCGUCAGUCUCACGGCGAGGAAAGGACAAGUAUCAGGGGAGACAAUCGUAAGAUAAAUUCCAAGUGUACACAGUUGUGCGGUGAAAGCGGUCCCUUCGUGGGGAAAUCGUGUGCAAAAACGGUGUUAGUAAAUAUCUACAAGGACGGACAACUUAAUAAUGUGUUGCGUGCUUAUGCCAUUAUAGAUGAGCAGAGCAAUCGGACAUUGGCCAACAGUGAGUUCUUCGAUUAUUUUGGAGAUCAUUCUACGGAAACCGGAUACGUACUUUCAUCAUGUGCCGGUGAAAUUCAGGUAACCGGGAGGCAAGGCAGCGGAUACGUAAUGGAAUCAUUGGACAAGGAAUACUCAUUAAAAUUACCGUUGAUUACAGAAUGCAAUCAUAUUCCGAAUGUGAAACAGGAAAUACCUACACCGGAAGUUGCACGACACUAUAGUCACAUGCAGGACAUUGCUCAUCUUAUCCCAGAGUAUGAAAACGAUACGCCCAUAUUGCUUCUCGUUGGCAGAGAUCUCAUUUCGGCGCAUCAUGUGUUGGAACAGCGAACUGGACAUGAACGUGAACCAUAUGCACAGAAAUUAAAAUUCGGUUGGGUAGUUGUAGGAGAAUCGUGCCUAGGUCUCGUUCACAAACCUACGGUCAUAACUGUGAGCAAAACGGUCGUUUUACCCGAUGGCGUCAUGGAAGGGGAAUUUAUUAAGGACGAGUACGGUAAUUGGAGUGCACCGUUACCGCUAAAAAAGGAACAACCUACUUUGUCAAACAAUAUGGAUCAGGCAAGGCAUCGCGCAGAAAAUCUACGAAAGUCGUUACUGAAAAAUCCUACUAAGCGCGAAGAGUUUUGUGCGUUUAUGCAAAACAUUUUUGACAAGGAGCAUGCAGAGGUAGCUCCCGAGUUACAAGACGGUGAGGAAGCAUGGUAUCUACCGAUAUUCGGGGUUUAUUAUCCCCAAAAACCCAACAAAAUCCGAGUCGUGUUCGAUUCGGCGGCGAAGUUUAAUGGACAUUCGCUUAACGACAUUCUCAUGACAGGUCCGGAUCUCAUAAACAAUUUGGUUGGUGUGUUAAUAAAAUUCAGGAAGGAACAUAUUGCGAUUAUGGCCGAUGUUGAACAGAUGUUCUUCAACUUCUAUGUGCACAAGCGUGACAGAAACUUUCUACGUUUCUUAUGGUUUCAAGAUAAUGACCCCACACAACCGCUAAGGGAAUUUCGUAUGUGCGUGCAUGUGUUUGGCAACUCGUCUUCUCCGUGUAUUGCCACACUUGGAUUAAGGAAAUCUGCUUGCGACCAUAUCAAUUCUUCCGCGUGCGACGAGGUGUGUUGUUUCGUCAAAGAGAGCUUCUACGUUGACGAUGGGUUGACCUCUGUAUCUGACGAAGGUCACGCAGUGCAGUUGUUGAGAGACACUCAAGCUCGAUUACGGUAA